AUGGUACGUUCCAUACUAAGACGUUCCGAUUCCCCAUAUCAACGGGCUUGUGUCACUGGUCUACGGUCUACCGGAUCCAUCGGACCGGCAGAAAGUUGCAACAGGGAUUUGCUGUUGAAAUCGGCCCACAAUCAACGCAUGUGUGUCCUCAUAUCAGAAAGUCUGGUGGGCCGGCAGGCUAUCCUCAUCACCGGCAUGGCAAGCUCUAGCGAGAACCCUUCGGAUACCGUCCGAACUGAGGCUAUAUUCAUGCCAGGCUUAUCCGUCAUGGGAAUAAGUAUAUCCUCCGCACCCCACCAAGUGGGACAGGAUAUGAAAUAUCGAGCAUCUUCGGGGUAG
Molecule: messenger RNA, 339 nt
Organism: Pochonia chlamydosporia 170
Lineage: Eukaryota; Fungi; Ascomycota; Sordariomycetes; Hypocreales; Clavicipitaceae
Exons: 1
Coding region: 1-339 (112 amino acids)
Source: RefSeq, a predicted model, not a curated record